This is a messenger RNA of Pistacia vera, 250 nucleotides long. Its product is annotated as zinc finger CCCH domain-containing protein 15 homolog. The coding region runs from base 23 to 250 and encodes 75 amino acids. The transcript has 2 exons. The record is from RefSeq and is a predicted model, not a curated record. Lineage: Eukaryota; Viridiplantae; Streptophyta; Magnoliopsida; Sapindales; Anacardiaceae.
GAAAGGAAAAGUAAAGAAAAUCAUGGGUGCAGAAGAAGAGCAACUAAACGAGAAAUCACCGUCUACGGCCAACCCCAUCACCCCGGCCCAAUUUCUCUCCUGGAAGCGCCAGAAGGAGGCUGAUACAUCAGCUAGAAAAGCUGAGGCAGCUAGGAAACGUGCAGAGGAUAUAGCUGCAGGAACAGUGCAAAUGAAUGGCCGGGAGCUCUUCUUGCAUGAGCCUUGGGUCUUUGAUAACACUAAGUAUUAA